CAAGGUGGCUAGACUGGGGAAUUCACUAAUUCAAUCGUUUGAUCCCACUGCCUCAGACGGACGCCGAAGCUUUGAAAUUUAUAGGCUAACUAAAGGGACGGAGGGAGGACAGUCGGGCAGAUUCGGUUAUGCAACCAUAUGGUUUCGGACUCACUUCUAAACUCUAUUUCACAUCUCAAUUCUACCUUGCCCUCUAAAGUUUUUUUAUUUUUUUAGUAUUUUAAUGGCGGAUCACUCAGACUCUUCACCCCUGGUCUCUCCACCGCCGAUCACUGACCCUAGCGAGAUCGACCUUGAGGCCGGUCCGAGCGAACAAAUUCAAUGCCGAAUUUGUCUCGAAACAGACGGUAGAGAUUUCAUAGCUCCUUGCAAGUGCAAGGGCACAUCAAAAUAUGUACAUCGAGAGUGUUUGGAUCAUUGGCGAGCUGUUAAGGAAGGGUUUGCAUUUGCUCACUGCACAACCUGCAAGGCUCCUUAUCAUUUGCGUGUGCAUGUUGCCGCUGAUAGGAAAUGGCGAACCUUGAAGUUUCGAUUCUUUGUUACCAGAGACAUUUUGUUUAUAUUUCUGGCUGUCCAGCUUGUCAUUACUUCACUUGCUUAUUUGGUUUAUCUAAUAGAUGGUUACCAGCAGUAUUGGCUUCGUCUUAUCUGGGGUUUUGAUAGCGAGCUUAGCUUUUACUAUAUAUGUGGAGCACUAUUGUUCUUUGCUUUGCUUGGCCUCUCUGGGUGCUUCAUUACUUGUUAUGAUCGAAGGGUUCGCAAUGAUUUAGCUCAGCCUUGUCGAGAAUUAUGUCUUUGUUGCUGUCAACCUGGAGUUUGUGCAGACUGUCAUUUGCCGGGCACUCUUUGUAUGUGGACUGAUUGCACCGCAUGCUUCGAGAGUUGCGGAACUAUGGCUACUGAAUGUGGUGGUUGCUUGGGAGGUGCUGGGGAAGCGGGGUUGCCCCUGUUAUUCAUAAUGGCAUUGAUUGUUCUAGGACUUUUUACUGUAAUAGGGAUAUUUUACAGUGCACUGGUGGCUACUAUGGUAGGACAACGGAUAUGGCAGCGGCAUUAUCAUAUCCUUGCAAAAAGGAUGCUAACAAAGGAGUAUGUGGUUGAGGAUGUUGAUGACGAGAUGGCAGGGUCUGAUUGGUCUCCCCCAUCUCUCCCACUCGAGCAUGUUCAGCAGCUGAAAACACUGGGCCUUCUAUGAGUACUGUGAAUGUGAAGGAGUCAUCUACUCGCUGACGAGAAUAACAUCACUGAGACAGUCCGGCCCCCUCCUUAGGUGGGCCGAGUACAGAGAUUUCCGGUUAUACACAAAAUGUCCCGGCCGCCUCAAAUUAGAUAGAUUUGUAUAAUUUUGCUCACAUACGUGAGUGUAUUUGAAAUUCUAUUCUCUAUUUUUUUAAUAACACAAAUUCUGUUCCGUCCAGUAAGGUAAGAAAACAAGGGUCCCUUUAAUACUUGUUAAGAAGUAUG
Molecule: messenger RNA, 1464 nt
Organism: Neltuma alba
Lineage: Eukaryota; Viridiplantae; Streptophyta; Magnoliopsida; Fabales; Fabaceae
Exons: 7
Coding region: 224-1195 (323 amino acids)
Molecular function (GO): zinc ion binding
Source: RefSeq, a predicted model, not a curated record